AUGUCAAGCUACGGAAGCACGUCACCUUCUGACGAAGGCUUUGACAGAUACGAGCCGCCAUUUUACUGUCCACCGUCACACCAAGGUAGUCCAAUGGACGGCGGCGUGUACUGGCCGGCGAGUAGUGAAGGGCACGAGUUCGAUGCCCAGGACAUGUAUCAUGACAGCAGUAACUACAUUAGCAGGAAUUAUGGCUACGAAGAAAUGCAGCUGGCGAGCAACGAACCCUACGACUUAUACCACAAUAAUAUGAUACACCACAACUACGGACAAAAUAACUCAGGUAUCGAUUGUGACAUGCAGACUAUACCUCGUUACGACAGACCGCCGCCAUCUUUCGUCAGAGUCGUCAAACGGCGGACAACAGCGAACAAGAAGGAGCGGCGACGGACACAAAGUAUUAACACCGCCUUUACCGACUUACGGGAGUGUAUACCCAACGUUCCUCCGGACACGAAACUGUCAAAGAUGGUGCGACCGAGAUCGCAGAGCAUCAAUACCGCAUUCUCUAAGCUCAGAGAUCGUAUACCAAGCGUCCUACCCGACACUAAGAUGACGAAGAUCAAAACACUCCGUCUCGCGACCUCCUACAUCUCCUACCUCCUGAAAGUCCUGGAGACGGAUGGGGAACCAGCGGGGGGGUUCAGAGCUGAGCUGCACCACACACCCCCAAGGAGGAGAAACGCUGAUCACAGUUCUCAGAACUCAGAAAAAAAAGGUAAAGGACGCACUGGAUGGCCUCAACACGUCUGGGCUUUGGAACUGAAAAGCGAGCAAAACCUACAAACAUAA
Melitaea cinxia (Glanville fritillary) is the source of this 792-nucleotide messenger RNA. RefSeq lists its product as uncharacterized. The record is from RefSeq and is a predicted model, not a curated record. Gene Ontology annotation, molecular function: protein dimerization activity; DNA-binding transcription factor activity, RNA polymerase II-specific; RNA polymerase II transcription regulatory region sequence-specific DNA binding. Gene Ontology annotation, biological process: regulation of transcription by RNA polymerase II; developmental process. Bases 1 to 792 code for a protein of 263 amino acids. The transcript is spliced from 7 exons. Lineage: Eukaryota; Metazoa; Arthropoda; Insecta; Lepidoptera; Nymphalidae.